UUUAUUUCGCAAAAUGUGUAACAUAAAAUAUAAAACGCGGAAGUUUUAAAGCAGAGGGAUCUAUCGCCUGGUAUAUCACGGCCUAUUAUCUAUCCCUUCUAAAUCAGUACAUCCAUGGCUUUUACAAGGCUUUGCCAGCAUGGUAAACCAAAAUCAUCUCCUACUGUAGUUCAAAGUCUAGUAGCAGUCUUCAAGGAGAAUCGUCUUCCAUCUGGUGGAUUGACGAGGUUUGCACACGUCUUGCUAAACGUUGCAACCAAUUUAACGAAAGACGAAUAUGCAGUCAUGAAACUCGCACUUGUAGCAAGUGAUGGAAUACAAGCUAAACAAGUUGACGGUAUAUGUUGUGCUGCAGACCUGCUGUCCUUCAUGUACUUGAAGAAGUUCAUAAACAAGGACAAUGUGAAUCUUCUGAUGGAAUUGCUGGUGAAAAUUCAGAGAAUAGAUCUCUAUGAUGCUGUAUGUAGUUAUCAGCAAGGGGAGAAGCCAGGAUCCUGUAUCACCCAGCAGCAGAAAGAGGUCUCGGCUGAUUCCUCUGUGAUUGAUGAACAGUGUUCCUGUGUGAAAGAAAAGACGAAGGAUUUCUUCUCCGACAGUAUGGAGGAUGACCUUGACCUUCCCAACUCACAGAACAGCCAGUCGAGCCUGUCGGAUGACGAUAAGAUCAGUCAGCUGGAGAAGCAAAAGAUGGUUAUGGAGUCUUCCACAAUGGACACCAGCAGUCAGUAGUCAUCAAUGUUGACAAGGAUCUGUAGAUACAUAUCGGAUGAUGAUGUAUGAGUAUCCAGCUUCACUGCCUUUUUUGCAUUACAGACAGUUCUACUGACAACUUCCAUUUGAAAAAACUAACAUUUGAAACAGAUUGAAAUUACGAAAUUACACAUCUUUAAUCAACUUAACUGCAUGCACAUUUUUCACAUGAAAAUAACUAAUAUUGGUGUUCUGUUUCUUAUUAUUUAGUUCUGUGUCGGUUGUUGAUUUAUUUACAAAUGGUUAGUGAUAGCUAUAGAUUUUCUUCUAAUAAAUCUUCAGACGAGUUACAAGUAUGUAUGUUUGUAAAUGUGUAUGCAUACAUGGUUUAAGCUGGACACUAAAAAUAUUGUUAAAUUUUAAUUUUUUUUUUAGAAAUGCUUAAACAUGAAAGUAUAAUUUUAAACCAAAAAACAUGAGUCUCAAGGCCAUUCUUAUUUCAGAUUAUCUGUCCCAACUUGCCCAUGGCUUUUACAAGGAUUUACCAGCAUGGUAAACCUAAAUUAUCUUCUACUGCAUUUCAAGUCUAGGAGAAUCAGUUCAGAAAAUGUUGAUGAAAUUUGUCUUGGCCAAUUGACAUAUAAUAAAAGAAACAUGCUACUGUUAAUCCUUGAAAGAGCUUUUUUUAAAUUUUUAUUGUCAAAUAAAUUUGCUGAAUUCAUCUUAAAUUUGGUGAUCAACAGUGUAAACCAUACAGACAUGCAUAUUAAUAAUUCCGACUGUCAAAUGUUGUUUGUAUUGCUCAGUCAGCUAAUACUGCCAGUAAGUAUACUAUUAACAGGUGUUACAUUGGUUUUCAAUGGCAAUCCAUAAAUUUAGUUAAGGUUCCUAUAACAUCAAUUUAAGAGAAAAAAAACCAUCUUGCCCUUGCGAUUCGCAAAAUUGCCACAGGUAAAACAGUUGGCUUUGAGCAUCUAAAAUACAUUUUGCUUCAACAUUUGUAGUUUAAAUAUCUAUGCAGUGUUUCUGCCAGAGGGUAUAACGGGUAUGGCACCAUACCCAAAUUUUUAUUAUUAAAGUUGACAAUUUGACAAAAUUAAUAACUCUUUAUCAUUACCGUAUGAUUUUCUUAACCAUUUUCUUUAGAGGGGAGGUCCCCAAUACCCCCUAUUGACUGUGGUAGCAUUCAAUUCCAUAGUGCCAUACCCCAAAAUUUCUUUUUAACAGAAACACUGCUAUGCUAGUAUCUGCAUGUAGUUGCAUUGGCCAAAAAGAUACUGAUCAAUGUUAAUUUUUCUUCAGCUAUUACAUUGACAUUGCUGAAUACUGAGACAAACUGUGAGGGCUGACCAUCUACAUUUAAUUGUUCUGGCAACAUUUAUCAGAAAAUUAAUUUUCAUGACCGGAUAAUAAUUAUAUUACAUUAUUCAGUUGACUGUGAUGUAAAAUGGCAACUUUAAUGAAAAAAUAGGGCUUUUUGUAUGCAUGUAUGUGAUACAUGUAUGUAUUAUACAAUUUUCAUUAUUACAGUUCAUUUCUGUAUUAGUAUGUUUGCAUAUAUACCAUUUUCCCCAAAUGUUUUGUCAUACAUUUUUUUCUUUCGUAAUUUUUAAAUCAUGUCUCAUAAAUGUAGAAUUAGUAUACUUUUCGCUUUGGCUGUGGUUUCACAUCUGAAUCAUGAAUAUAACCUAAAUACUGAAUAUAUUGUGAAUUUAUGUUGAAGUUAUUCUAUGGCAACUACAGAGGUUCGGUGUGAAUUUUGAACCCAUAAACAUCCUAAGGAGCUAAAUCGAUGGACAAAAUUAAGGGAACAAUACAGGCAUGGUAGAAGCAAGUAGACAUUGGGAAUGGGACUUACUGAGAUCGAUGGCACAAAGCAAAGUUUCUAGUGGAGUUCAGGGGUAUGCUCCCCUGUAAAAAAUUUAAAAUUAGAUGUCCUGAAAUGUAAUUUCCUGCAUUCUACAAGUAAAAUUCAUCUCUGCCUUACAAUUUACAGCCAAUAACCCCCCUCCGCUGUGCCUGUAAUAUGGUAUUUAAAAUUGAAUGUAAUCCACUGGUCACAGGAGUAGUUGUGCCUGUAUAAAGUACAGAUAUUUAACAUUGGAUUGAAUGUCAGUACUGAGGGGCUGAUUACCAGUAACACGGUUAACUUCUGAUACUGCUUGGAUGAGGGAUUUGAUUACAACCAAUAUUUGCUGUUACCAUUUAAAUGUUCCCGUAAUUCUUUCCAUCAGUAUAUAAAUUGUGGCUGCUAAUUAGAUAUGGUUAGGUCAGGUCAUAAGGUGUUACGUGUGCACUCAGAGCAAGCUGUUGUAGUGCCUGUCAUGGGCACACAAGGCCGGCACCUCUGUCCAGGACAGGAAAAGGGUUGGGGUGGGUGGAAGAGGGGACCUCCCACACUGGCAGGUGCAAGGGAGCACCAGCAUCCCGACCGGAAUCUGUAGCAGGCGUAAUUAGAUAUGUUUGUAUUGUAUUUAUAUAUAGUAAAGGUGGGGAGGGAUUUAGCUCACUGUUGAAUAUUUGCCUGAUAUUCUUGCAUUGUAGGAUCAAAUCUCAUUAAUAGACCUAUUGAGUUUUUUCAUCCCAACCAGUUCUCCACAACUGGUUUAUCAAAAGCUGUGGUAUGUGCUGCCCUGUCUGAGAGAGUGCAUAUAAAAGAUCCCUUGCUGCUAAUGGGAAAAUGCAGCAGGCUUCCUCUGAAGACUCACAAUUAUCAAAUGUUUGACAUCAAGUAGCCUACAUGUAUCAUUAAUUAAUGUGCUCAAGUGGUGUCGUUAAACAAAAACUUUAACUGUUUGUAUUGAAAGAUGACUUGAGAGAAUAAAUGGCUGCCUAAUAUAGGUUUUACCAAAUAAUAUUUUAAUUUUCUUAAAUUUGUGUAGAUAGCCCUGUCUAUAUCAGUUUUUUAAUAAACCUCUUAUUAUUAUUUUUUAUUAUCUUCUUUUUUUGGAUAGGAUUAGUUUCUUACAUAAAGUCUUUAUUAUUAUUUGUUUGUUUUCUUAUCAGUCAAGUUAAUUUGUUCUCUUUGAUAUAGAAUGUUCACAUUUAUCAAAUAUAUCGAUGGCUGACAGCUGGAACUGUUAUGUCCAAAGUUGUAAUUUUUUGAAAAUCUAGUUCUAAUGUAUAAGAAAUUAAUUAAUAUCUGAAAAGAAAGCAAUUUUUUUAUUCAAACUUCAGAUUAGCUGUUUAUCAUUACUAUUACAUAUUGAUGAAAAGAAAUAAAGGAUCACCUUGUAAUAUGAUCGUUGUAGCACGAUUCUAUAAAUUGCAGCCACAUCCGUUUUAUUUGCACAUGUUCAGUUUUCUGUAACCUGUUUUGCAUUAGCCCUUUAAAUUCGUUUAAAUUUAGGACAUUGUUGUCAUACAAAAUAAAAUGGGUUACAUAAGG
Molecule: messenger RNA, 4078 nt
Organism: Gigantopelta aegis
Lineage: Eukaryota; Metazoa; Mollusca; Gastropoda; Neomphalida; Peltospiridae
Exons: 3
Coding region: 115-729 (204 amino acids)
Biological process (GO): regulation of apoptotic process
Molecular function (GO): protein binding
Source: RefSeq, a predicted model, not a curated record